Messenger RNA from Cercospora beticola, 1023 nucleotides. RefSeq lists its product as uncharacterized. Lineage: Eukaryota; Fungi; Ascomycota; Dothideomycetes; Mycosphaerellales; Mycosphaerellaceae. The record is from RefSeq and is a predicted model, not a curated record.
AUGUUGUCGCAACUUCUCCUGGGGCUGCUUACCCCAAUUCUUUGUCAUGCCACUCCAGUGGACUUCGACAUUAGUCGGCGAGCUGGCAGCAGCGAUCAACCCGAACUUCCAAGACUGAAGCCCGUCGUCCGAUGGGAUCGAGACCUGGAGGAAUGGACCGAUCUUGUCCCACAAACUGCGCAGCAGCUCUACUUCGGCUCCGAUGACCCAAACGAAAGACAUCAGUUCGCUGACAUGUCAGGGAACUUCACUGGAAAAGCCGUCGUGUUGCAACGUUCGGCCUUCGUUACUAAUGUCAAGUGCACCCCCAAGUCGAUCGAGGUCACUCUCUCGAACAACGCCGCCUAUUCCAUGGUCGAGACUGAAUGGCAAGCCGUGGACGACUUCAUGCUAGUCACCAACUCCGACUCCUGUGGCCACCUCUCGGAACAGUUCAGUUUCUGGGACGUCAAGACUCUCAAGUUCUCCGCCAAGACGUUGACGGUCAAGGCAUCUGUCGACCGGGAGCUCGACAUCGGCACUGUGCUUGGUGAGGUGAAGUUGUCCUGGGGCACCUGGGAACCCGGUCCACCUCUGCGUCACACGCCACGAGCAGCAACGGGUCACCGUCUGAUGCGUCGUUGUGAUAUAUGGAGCCCCUUGGAGUGCGGCAAGAAAGCCGUGAACUAUGCAGUCGACAAGGUCAAGUCGGGACUCAGUGCCGGCGCAGAGCUGGUGCUCAAAUACCAUCCUGGUAUUGUGGUGACGAGCGCACCAGCUCCUGCGAAGUGGAAGAAUCCUGGAGUGUUGAAGAAAAUCACCAAAGGUGAAACCAUAAAGGGCGUCAAGAUUGAUGGUUCCGUCGGCCUGUACUACGUCGACUGCCACUUGACAGGAAAGAUCAAUGUUCAGGGCCGUGCCGAGUUCACCAGUGAUGGCCUUUCUGCCCUGUACGCCGCAUGCGACGCUGACUUCCAAGGCCAAUUUGCCAUCGGACUGGCAGCAGAGGUCAAGAUCGACUACGAGGUCGAUGUCUGGGCUUGA